Molecule: messenger RNA, 585 nt
Organism: Trichoderma atroviride IMI 206040
Lineage: Eukaryota; Fungi; Ascomycota; Sordariomycetes; Hypocreales; Hypocreaceae
Biological process (GO): spliceosomal snRNP assembly; mRNA 5'-splice site recognition; mRNA splicing, via spliceosome
Cellular component (GO): U1 snRNP; nucleus
Molecular function (GO): pre-mRNA 5'-splice site binding; zinc ion binding
Source: RefSeq, a predicted model, not a curated record
AUGCCCAAAUUCUUCUGCGAUUACUGCGAUGUCUACCUCACGCACGACUCCAUGUCAGUGCGCAAGGCACACAACAGCGGCCGAAACCACCUGCGCAACGUCGUAGACUACUAUCAGCAAAUCGGCCACGAAAAGGCCCAGUCCGUCAUCGACUCCAUCACCUCUUCCUACGCCGCCGAGGGCCAGGCCCACGCGAACCCGAUGCUUCUCCAGAACCAGCCCGGCCACGCAUUCCCGCCGUUUGGGUUCCCCGGCGGUGUCCCUCCGCCCUUCCCAGGCCUGCCUGGAGCUCCCCUCGGACAGUUCCCUCAAGGUCUCCCGCCUCCCCCUGGUGGUCGCGGCAUGCCUCCUUUCCCUCCCGGCCCCAACGGAAUGCCCCCGAUGCCUCCCAACGGCCUCCCAUUUCCUCCUCCUGGCGGCCUUCCCUUCCCUCCUCCGGGUGCUCCCGGCGCAUCUGGUCUCCCCCCGCCAAACUUCCCCGGCAUGCCUGCGCCGGGACAGCACGCGUUCCCUCCUCCCGGAGGCUUGCCACCGCCUGGGUUUCCCGCUGGCGGACCUCCUGCUCCUGGACAGGACAGGCGGUGA